AGGGCGCAGUGCCUGCGGCGCUGCAAGCAGGGGCUGCCCGCCUUCCGACAAGCCCAGCCCGGCCGGGACCUGCUCCGCGAGUUCCAGCGCCGGGAGCCCUACAAGUACCUGCAGUUCGCCUACUUCAAGGCUAAUAAUCUGCCAAAAGCUAUUGCAGCAGCUCACACGUUUCUUCUGAAGCAUCCAGAUGAUGAAAUGAUGCAAAGGAACAUGGCUUACUAUAAGAGCAUACCUGAUGCUGAGGAGCAUAUUAAAGACUUGGAGACAAAGCCUUAUGAGACUCUCUUUGUCAGAGCUGUGAGAGCAUACAAUGGUGACAACUGGAGAACAUCCAUCUCUGACAUGGAGCUGGCUCUUCCUGACUUCUUCAAAGCCUAUGAUGACUGUACAGCAACCUGUGAAGGCUCUCGAGAGAUCAAAGACUUUAAAGACUUCUACCUCUCCAUUGCAGAUCAUUAUAUUGAAGUCCUUGGAUGCAAAGUGCAGUGUGAGAGUAACCUGACCCCCAUCAUAGGAGGCUUUGUGGUUGAGAAAUUUGUGGCCACCAUGUACCAUUACUUGCAGUUUGCCUAUUAUAAAU
Messenger RNA from Merops nubicus (carmine bee-eater), 580 nucleotides. RefSeq names its product cartilage-associated protein-like. Gene Ontology annotation, biological process: collagen fibril organization; peptidyl-proline hydroxylation to 3-hydroxy-L-proline. The record is from RefSeq and is a predicted model, not a curated record. Lineage: Eukaryota; Metazoa; Chordata; Aves; Coraciiformes; Meropidae. Gene Ontology annotation, cellular component: endoplasmic reticulum. The transcript is spliced from 4 exons. Gene Ontology annotation, molecular function: collagen binding; protein binding. The annotation marks the transcript as partial.